AUGUUAAAAUAUCAAUUUGGUUAGAAAAUUGGAGAGGGCACUUUUGCAUAAGUCUAUAUUGGGGCUUGCAAUGACGAAUAAGUAUGCACAUUGUAACAUAGCUUUAGGUGGCCAUUAAGGUGCUCCAGAAGGAAUCUCUUAAGACUGAUCGAGACAAAUUUAGGGUCAAUAAGGAAAUCGAAUUACUAAACAAGGUCAAUCACCCAAACAUCGUUAAGAUGAAGGAAGUAAGGAAUCGUACUUAGAAUGUAGAUUGUAGAGGAUGAAGAGUCCAUAUAUUUGAUAACCGAGUAUGUUUCUGGCGGGGAGUUGUUCGAUUACAUUGUGGAGUAGUAGAGGUAAAUACGAUAUUAAGGUAGACUUUCAAAUGGAGAGGCAAGACAUGUGAUUAAGUAAUUGGUAAACGCAAUUGAAUAUUUGCAUGGUUUGGGUAUCAUUCACAGAGACCUUAAGCCAGAAAAUAUUCUAAUGAGAGAUAAUGGAGAUAUUUGUUUGAUAGAUUUUGGACUCUCAAUGGAAGUCACAAGAGGAUAGUUGUUAGUAACUCCAUGUGGAAGUCCUUGCUAUGCUGCUCCUGAAAUGUUAGAAGGCAAGAAUUAUGAUGGCACAAAAACAGACAUUUGGAGUUGUGGUGUCAUUCUUUAUGCUAUGCUAUGUGGCUACUUGCCUUUUGAUGAAGAGAACACUCAAGUAAUAUCUCAUAGAUUACAUUUCAGGAUCUGUAUGACAAGAUUAAACUGUGUCAAUACACAAUUCCCAAUUCUUUGCACAAAGAUGCCAAGGAUCUCAUCAGCAGGAUCCUCACCUAUGAGGAUUAGAGAAUCAACAUUGAAUAGAUCAAGGUCCAUCCAUUCUUUUUGGAUGACAAUGAGGAGGAGAAUAUCAAUGAAUUGUCCAUCGAACAAAUUGAAUAGCCUAUUCAGGACUAAGAGGAUCUUGAAGACCAAAUUUAAUAAGCCUCGUUUAUACAGUCACAACAUUAGGAAGAAGAGACUAUCGAAUACAUCCAGCCUAUACUGGAAGUGUAAAAUAGACCGAGAGGACAUACAUUAAAAAGGGAAUCCAUAAUGAAUGAAUUGGAAGUGAACAUUAAUACAAUAUAGCCUAAGAAUAAGUUUGAGCUGCCUCUUCAAAGUAAGGAGAAGAAGAAUCUUAAGACUAUUGAAGAAGCAUUCUAGAUAAUUCAAGAAUCGUCAAGACAAAAAGAUAGAAAAGUUACAGAGGAAUAGCAACAAUCACAAAUUUCAUUGGCUUAUAAACCAGCGAUGAAAAUCAACACAAAUAAACCAUAUACUAAAAUUAAGUAUGUACAAACUAUUAGAUAUCGUUAUUGA
Paramecium octaurelia is the source of this 1334-nucleotide messenger RNA. Lineage: Eukaryota; Ciliophora; Oligohymenophorea; Peniculida; Parameciidae. The record is from the annotation of a GenBank genome assembly.